GAGGGGAGGAAGAAGGGCCGACGCUCUGUGCGCCAGCGCAACAACAAGAGGGUCCAGGAGUUCACGGACACGCCCCGGCUGAGGAAGAGGCUCGAGAUCCGCUUCGGGCGGGAGGACUGGGACAGCCUGCUGCGGCUGUUCCAGCUCGUGCCCGGGCCCGCCCAGGAUCCCGAG
Molecule: messenger RNA, 174 nt
Organism: Prorocentrum cordatum
Lineage: Eukaryota; Dinophyceae; Prorocentrales; Prorocentraceae
Source: the annotation of a GenBank genome assembly